Prunus dulcis (almond) is the source of this 1602-nucleotide messenger RNA. RefSeq names its product zinc finger MYM-type protein 1-like. Lineage: Eukaryota; Viridiplantae; Streptophyta; Magnoliopsida; Rosales; Rosaceae. The record is from RefSeq and is a predicted model, not a curated record. The transcript has a single exon. The coding region runs from base 1 to 1602 and encodes 533 amino acids.
AUGAAUCAGAAGCAACACGUUGAAACCGUUGUGAUCAAGCAGACAGACCAAGUUCGUAGUAAUUAUCGCAUUCUAUUAACUGCUGCACUUGAUUGCACUAGAUAUUUAUUGCGACAAGAUCUUCCUUUUCGUGGUCAUGAUGAAAGCGAAACAUCUAGCAAUAAGGGUAAUUAUGUGGAGCUUUUGCAAUUUCUUGCCGAUCAUGAUGAGAAAGUUCGUGCUGUUGUGUUUGAGAACGCUCCAAGGAAUCUCAAGUAUAUUGCUCCUAAAAUUCAAAAAGAACUUGUCAAUUCUUGUGCCGUUGAAACCAUUGAUGCAAUUAUUAGUGAUAUGGACGAUGCAUUCUUUUCUAUAUUAGUAGAUGAAUCACGUGAUGUUUCAAUAAGAGAGCAAAUGGCAGUGGUGUUGCGUUAUGUGAACAAAAAAGGGCAAGUAAUUGAAAGGUUUGUGGGUGUCCAAUAUGUCUCUGAUACAACUAGUAGCAAAUUGAAAGAGGCAAUUGAGCAGUUGAUUUCUUCAACAAAUUUGAGCAUGUCCAGGCUACGAGGACAGGGGUAUGAUGGCGCUAGUAAUAUGAGAGGUGAGCUCAAUGGUCUUAAAACACAGAUUUUGAGAGAAUAUCCUCAAGCAUAUUAUGUCCAUUGUUUUGCACAUCAACUACAACUAGCUCUUGUAGCCGUGGCAAAGGGAAAUGAAAACAUUGCUACUUUCUUCACAACGGCUAGUAGUGUCGUUAAUAUUAUUGGAGCAUCGUGUAAGCGUCGUGAUGCACUUAGAGAGCAACAACAAAAAGAUAUUAUGGAAACUCUUGAAAUUGAUGAUCUUGAAACGGGGCGAGGGUUAAAUCAAGAGACUACUCUCAAACGUCCUUGUGAUACACGUUGGAACUCACAUUAUGAUACUUUACUUAGUAUUAAUAUUAUGUUUCAUCCCGUGGUGAAGGUGCUUGAAUGGAUUGUUGAUGAUGUCAACCAAGAUAAUUUAGGUGAAGCAAAUAGGUUGUUGAAAGAAAUACAAACUUUUGACUUUGUGUUUCACUUAUAUUUGAUGAGAUUUAUAUUGGGAAUCACAAAUGAUUUAUCAAAGGCAUUACAAAAGAAAGAUCAAGAUAUUGUGAAUGCGAUGAUGUUGGUCCAAAGAUGUAAGCAAAAGCUACAAUCCGUGAGGGAUGAUGACUUUGAUGAUUUGCUCAAGGAAGUAUCAAUAUUUUGUGGUAAAAAUGAUAUUGACGUUCCUAACAUGGAUGAUUUAUUUGUACCACAAGGGAGAUCAAGACGUAAAGCUCAUAAAAUCACAAACCGCCAUUAUUAUUGUGUGGACUUAUUUCUUACUAUCAUUGAUAAGCAACUAGUGGAAUUGAAUAAUCGCUUCACUGAGGUAAAUACUGAAUUGCUUCUUUGUAUGGCAUGUUUGAGUCUGGCUUAUAAUUUUGCAGCUUUUGACAAACAAAAAAUACUUCGUUUUGCUAAAUUUUACCCUCCAAAAUUUAAUGACCGAGACCUCAUGAAGCUUGAAGAUCAAUUUGGGCUUUAUAUUGUUGAUAUGCAUAGCAGCACAGAGUUUUCAUCAUUAGAAUUACUGAUAUGGCAUAAAAAUUGGUGA